Messenger RNA from Balearica regulorum gibbericeps (East African grey crowned-crane), 543 nucleotides. It is a transcript of the gene CD3E, whose product is annotated as CD3 epsilon subunit of T-cell receptor complex. The record is from RefSeq and is a predicted model, not a curated record. Gene Ontology annotation, molecular function: transmembrane signaling receptor activity. Gene Ontology annotation, cellular component: alpha-beta T cell receptor complex; external side of plasma membrane; membrane. Lineage: Eukaryota; Metazoa; Chordata; Aves; Gruiformes; Gruidae. Gene Ontology annotation, biological process: positive thymic T cell selection; cell surface receptor signaling pathway.
AUGAGGUUGGAGCAGUCCUUGCCUCUCCUGGGACUCCUACUGUGCAUGGUUGGCACCGCAGCUCAGCAGGACGAUACCGAAGACCCGAAGGAAUUCCUGGUGGAGAUCUCCGGAACCACGGUGACAAUCACAUGUCCCUUCAGUGAUCCCACAUCCUGGGAGUUAAAUGGGGUGAACCAAGCUAAGAAGGAUGCAAAGCAUGUUAUAGAGAACCAUGACAGCUCUCCUGUCAAUGUGAGUUGUACAAAAGAUGGAAAGAAGUAUGAAAUGUACCUGAACGCCAGAGUGUGCGCAAACUGCGAGGAGCUGGAUGCCUUGGCAGUGACGGGGAUCAUCACUGCAGAUCUUCUCAUCACCUUCGGGGUGCUGAUUCUGGUCUAUUACUUCAGCAAAGACAGGAAGGGGAGAGCGAGCGCUAGUGCUGGUGGUCGGCCACGAGGUCAGAAGAUGCAGCGUCCUCCCCCUGUUCCAAACCCGGACUAUGAGCCCAUCCGGAAAGGCCAGCGGGAAGUGUAUGCAGGCCUGGAAUCCAGGGGCUUCUGA